AGAGCGCGCGCGCGCGCGGGAGAGAGAGGGACGCUCUGGGGCUCGUGCGCCGUUCACUCCGCGCUCCGCUCACUUACUGUAUACUUUGGGGAAUUCGGGAAGCCCUCUUGCGGUCUUGUACAUCAAAAAGGAUAAAAAAAAGAAGACGAAGAAGGGAUACCCCUCUUUCACUCCCCAUGUCAGACUGCCAUCCGGGCAGGGAAGAGACUAACAAGGGGCAGAAAACUUAGGAAGACCCAAAUGAAUCAUUUCCAUCUUGGAUAAUAAGAGAUUUUAAAUCCAUGAAGGUUCACAACACUAAAGUUUUACAGAAGCUCCCAGGCUUUCUCUAAAAAAUGAAAUCGUAAAGACACAAUGGGUUGUUGCGUGUAACUGUUACCUGGCAGUUGUCCUGGGGAGUUCCGUUCAUUUCACAUCAACAUUUCUCUAGAGUUAAUUUUAAAAACCCCAGCCAUGAAGAAAAGUAGAAGUGUACUGGCUGUGCCUGUAGAAGAGAAAAGUAAAGACACAUUAGAUCCAGGUCGGUACAGUCGCUCCUACACGUCAGGAAGCACACUGGGAGCUGACCUUCGGAGAGGUAGACGAAAGCUGUCUGCAAGUCUUCAGGUUCCUUCUUGGAGGCCUAGAGAUAGGCCCCGGUCCCCUGAAAUACUUGACAGCAUGACAAGACCAACAACUCUGCCCCUGCACAUUCCUCCACGUAUUGCAAUCACCAACUGUGACUCAGACAGUUUUGAUGUGGAAAAUGGCCCCUCGCCAGGUCGUAGCCCCCUUGACUCGCAGGCGAGCCCAGGGCUGGUGCUGCACCCAUCGUUCCCUCAGAGCCAGCGACGGGAGUCCUUCCUGUAUCGAUCUGACUCCGAUUACGACAUGUCUCCCAAGACCAUGUCCCGCAAUUCAUCGAUCACCAGCGAGGCGCAUGCUGAGGAUCUCAUAGUAACCCCUUUUGCUCAGGUGCUGGCAAGUUUGCGCAGCGUAAGAAGUAACUUCUCCAUCCUUGCGAAUGUUACCACCCCAACUAACAAGAGGUCGCCAGUUGGCAAUCAGUCUACUGUUCCCAAGGCAACACUUUCAGAAGAAACAUAUCAGCAGCUGGCCAAAGAAACCCUGGAGGAACUGGACUGGUGUCUGGAUCAGCUGGAGACCAUUCAAACGUACCGCUCAGUCAGUGAGAUGGCCUCUAAUAAGUUCAAGAGAAUGUUGAACCGGGAGUUGAGUCACCUCUCGGAGAUGAGUCGAUCGGGCAACCAGGUAUCCGAAUACAUCUCCAACACCUUUCUAGAUAAGCAAAAUGAAGUGGAGAUCCCCUCCCCAACUCAGAAGGAGCGCGAGAAGAAGAAGAAGCAGCCCAUGUGUCAGAUCAGUGGGGUGAAGAAACUGAUGCACAGCUCCAGUCUGACCAACUCCAGUAUCCCACGCUUUGGGGUGAAGACUGACCAGGAGGAGAACCUUGCCAGGGAGCUGGAAGACUUGAACAAGUGGGGCCUUAAUAUCUUCCGGGUGGCGGAGUUCUCCAAUAACCGGCCGCUCAGUUGCAUAAUGUUUGCAAUUUUCCAGGAGAGAGAUUUGAUGAAAACCUUUAAGAUUCCAGUGGACACGUUUAUCACCUACAUUAUGACGCUUGAAGACCACUACCACGCAGAUGUGGCGUAUCACAACAGCCUCCACGCCGCAGAUGUCACGCAGUCUACCCAUGUGCUGCUGUCCACGCCUGCCCUUGAUGCUGUAUUUACGGAUCUCGAGAUUCUGGCAGCUUUGUUUGCUGCUGCCAUCCAUGACGUGGACCACCCUGGUGUCUCUAAUCAGUUCCUCAUCAAUACAAACUCGGAGCUGGCGCUCAUGUACAAUGACGAGUCCGUCUUAGAGAAUCACCACCUCGCGGUGGGCUUCAAGCUCCUGCAGGAAGAGAACUGUGACAUCUUCCAGAACCUCAGCAAAAGGCAGAGACAGACCCUGCGGAAGAUGGUCAUCGAUAUGGUUCUGGCCACCGACAUGUCAAAGCACAUGAGCUUGUUGGCAGAUCUUAAGACGAUGGUUGAGACCAAGAAAGUGACGAGUUCAGGUGUGCUGCUCCUUGACCACUACACGGACAGGAUACAGGUGCUGAGAAACAUGGUGCACUGUGCCGACCUCAGCAAUCCCACAAAACCUCUGGAGCUUUACCGUCAGUGGACAGAUCGCAUUAUGGAGGAGUUUUUCCGUCAGGGAGACAAGGAACGGGAGCGAGGGAUGGAGAUCAGCCCGAUGUGUGACAAGCACACUGCUUCUGUUGAGAAAUCGCAGGUGGGCUUCAUCGACUACAUUGUGCACCCUCUGUGGGAAACGUGGGCAGACUUGGUCCACCCAGAUGCGCAGGACAUUCUGGACGCCCUCGAGGACAACCGGGACUGGUAUCAGAGUAUGAUCCCUCAAAGCCCUUCGCCACCUCCCGAUGAUCCAGACAAGGAGCAUGAUGCAUGUCUUGACAAGUUCCAGUUUGAGUUGACCUUGGAGGAGGAGGGUGAGGACUCGGACCGCUCUGACAAGGAUCACCGUAACGACACGCAGGAUGAGGUCAACGCAGAGCUGGAAAACUCCUGCCAUUUGAACAACGAGGAAGAGGAGGAGGAGGAGGAAGAUGACAUAGCAUACACGCCAGACGAAGUAGGGCAGCGCCAAGAGGAGCAGCAGGCUGAGCCUGUAAUAGUAGUGGUGGUGGGAGAAAAUGGACAUUCGGAAGGGAGUCCGGAAGAGGAAGUAGUAGUAGUAGAAGAAGAAGAAGGAGACAACACAUCUUCUCCUGUGGAAACAUGAGCCUGGUUUUUUGGGGGGGUGGGGGGAGGGUGGGGGUUGAAGGACCAUUGGGUGGGGCAGGGUUGUCUUGAAAGCAAGUGGGUGUCCCCCAGGACAAUUAAAAAGAACAAAAAAAAAUAUUUUUAAUUUAUUUUUUAAAAAGGGAACAAAAAUAAUACAAAUUACACAGCAACUGUAGAUUUCGAAUGUGGGAUGGUGCCACCUUUCCGGUGGACACAGGAAACCGAAGAAAACGAGGAACUAACUUUGGGCCAUUUGAGGAGCUGUAGCACUCUGGAGAUUAUAUCUAUUCAUAUAUUUAUAUAUUUACACACAUGCACGCUGACGCACACGCACACACACACAUACAUAACGCUGUAUCCCUAUGUGUGUCUGUGAGUGUGCGUAUUCACACAGGAGAAUGGGAUUGGAUUGCAACCGUGUAUAGAACAUUGGCUCAGAAACGAAGAGGUUAUUGUAUUCUUGUGGAUAAAGCCAUUUAACUCAAAAAGGAUUUACUUUUCAUCACAAAUUGUGCAAAACUUUCACGACAAAAAUCAACUAAAGCCUCUUCCAUUGACAUGAACAGGCAGUGGCGCCUGGGAACUCCGACGUGAACUGCUGGGCCGCAAGCUGCCACUGACUUUGCCGGUGUGAACGUUCACCUCUGAAAUGGAGCAGCACCCUCUCCCUGUCUCCCCUCUUCUUCAUCUUUUAUCCCGAGUGUUACGACAUUAAAUGGCCGCGUGCCUUUUUCUCUGCAAGCUUUUGGGCUUGUAGUGAUGGUCAAGCAAUGAAAAAUAGAUGGAGGUUUUUACUUUGA
Molecule: messenger RNA, 3595 nt
Organism: Erpetoichthys calabaricus (reedfish)
Lineage: Eukaryota; Metazoa; Chordata; Cladistia; Polypteriformes; Polypteridae
Product: phosphodiesterase 4A, cAMP-specific
Biological process (GO): signal transduction
Cellular component (GO): nucleus; perinuclear region of cytoplasm; cytosol
Molecular function (GO): 3',5'-cyclic-AMP phosphodiesterase activity
Source: RefSeq, a predicted model, not a curated record